UUCCAUGGCACCAAACACACUCGCCUCAACCAUUACUACUAUAUAAUCUCUUCUUCCACUUCUCUCUCUCUCUCUCAAAUCGCUUUCUCUUUCUAAAAUCUCCUCAGUCCUCGACAGAAGCUCAAGCAAACAGCGAGAAUCAAGAAAAAUGCUUAAUAAGGACGCUUGCUCUCCCUCCUCCAAUGGCGGAUUCGGCCCCGCUGCCGUCUCUGGUCAAUUGCCGUCAAACGGAGGCUACGGUUCGCUGUACUCAGCUCUGUCGAACGAUAACCUUCCUUCGCUCUCCGCGAACUGCAGCAACGGAGGCGGCGUUUCGCUGUACCCAUACUCGGACUCAACAACUCAGUAUGACUCGUGCGUGAUUCAGAAGCACCAGGACAUGGUGAACCGUCAAAGCAUGUGCCUGAAUCGCCUGGUGGAGACUUCCAAAGAGGUGGAUGCUCUGAGGCAGGAGAACGGUCAGCUCCGGGCAGCAAACAAGGAGCUGCAGAAGCAGCUGCACCUCGUCAUCCAGGCUUCGCUGGAGAGUCAGUACGCCGCCGCCGGCAGUGGAUCCUCCGGCCAGACUCAACCGACGCUGUUCGACGUCUUGCAUGGCUUCCGCAGCCUCCACAUUGGGGAAGGCAAAGAGAAUUAUGCCGAUUGGAAUAACAACAAUAAUCAUAAUCACAACAAUAUUUUGAAUAAUAAUAAUAACAAGGACCUGCAGGAAGCGUCAGACGAGAGUCCAACGAGCGUGAUGGAGAAUAACGUGGUGGAGGUUGAGAGAUUCUCGCUCCCUAAGAGCAUAUCUGUGAGGUCCAAUGGCUACUUGAAGAUGGCUCAGUCUGCUGCUCUUGCCACCAAUAAUAAUGUAACUCGCAAUAAAGGUGCCACUCGCCCACGCGCCACCGCAACUCCACCUGAAGCCGUUCAGAAGGUGUAUGUGCGGGGAGGGCAGAAAGAGGAAGAGCCUCUGGAAAUGGUAGUGUAUAACCAAGGGAUGUUCAAAACUGAGCUGUGUAAUAAGUGGCAGGAAACUGGUACAUGCCCAUACGGAGACCACUGCCAAUUUGCUCACGGUAUUGGGGAGCUUCGCCCAGUCAUCCGCCACCCACGCUACAAAACCGAGGUCUGCAGGAUGGUCCUUGCGGGGGUUGUGUGCCCAUAUGGCCAUAGAUGCCAUUUCCGCCAUGCACUCACUGAACAAGAGAAAGCUGUCGUAUCACAGCCUAAGCCCAGAACAAUGAAGCUGGAAAGAUAAGAGUCCGUAUGCUGGA
This is a messenger RNA of Vigna umbellata (rice bean), 1259 nucleotides long. RefSeq names its product zinc finger CCCH domain-containing protein 15. The record is from RefSeq and is a predicted model, not a curated record. Lineage: Eukaryota; Viridiplantae; Streptophyta; Magnoliopsida; Fabales; Fabaceae. Gene Ontology annotation, molecular function: metal ion binding; mRNA binding.